Messenger RNA from Ctenocephalides felis (cat flea), 1293 nucleotides. Its product is annotated as endonuclease G, mitochondrial-like. Gene Ontology annotation, molecular function: nucleic acid binding; single-stranded DNA endonuclease activity; RNA endonuclease activity. The record is from RefSeq and is a predicted model, not a curated record. NCBI's taxonomy places the organism in Eukaryota, Metazoa, Arthropoda, Insecta, Siphonaptera, Pulicidae. The coding region runs from base 561 to 1268 and encodes 235 amino acids. Gene Ontology annotation, cellular component: nucleus; mitochondrial inner membrane. Gene Ontology annotation, biological process: apoptotic DNA fragmentation. The transcript is spliced from 8 exons.
AUAACCAAUAAUUGAGUUCUUUACCCUCACUGAAAAUUGCUUUAUUUUCCUCAAAUUGCAUAAUUUAAAAAUGCUUUUGACAACAGUUCAUUUGAACAUGUGCACAUUUUAAAUACUUUAUUUUAUUUAAGUGUGAUUUAGCUUAAUUGUUAAUUUUUAAUUCAUCUACUGUAGACUACAACAAUGGCCAAAUUUCUGGUACACUCUUCAAUUUUUGGUUGUGUCAGUAUUGUGAGUUAUUUCAUCGGGUGCAAUAUCGAAAGAAAAAAUAUAUUAAACCAUUUCAAAUCCCAAAACAUUGAUUUGAAUGUUUUGAGCAAGGUAUGUACAUACAUAAAAAUUGGUCGCGGUUGGUAGUCCAGAAAAUCGCGAAUCUGUGUAACUGAGGACUGGAUAAAUGAGAUUAGUUGGUCAUCCUAUACACUGAACACUUGAAGAAUAUAAAAAUUGUAUUUGUAAUUCAACAGAUACAAGAAAGGCCUGGUUUACCGAUAUUUGGCACUGUUUCAGCAGCAACUCCUUUUAGUGAUAAUAGUCAUCCAAGUAGAAUAUCUCAGAUAAUGAAAUAUGGCUUUCCUGGUUUAGAUAAUGUACGGUCUUUUGAUGAUUAUGUUUUAUCUUAUGAUAGAAGAAAUAAAGUUGCUCAUUGGGUUUUUGAGCACUUGACAAAAGAAACAGUUAAGCAAAAUGAUGAAGUUGAUAGAUCUAAGUGUGAAUUUACAGAAGACAAGAGUAUCCACCCAUAUUUUAGAUCAGCAAACACUGACUACAAAGGUUCUGGUUAUGACAGAGGACAUUUGGCUGCUGCAGGUAACCACAAGUAUGAUCAAAAACACAUAGAACAGACAUUUUUUUUGAGCAAUAUAGCACCUCAGGUUGGGAAUGGAUUUAAUCGUCACUCUUGGAAUCGAUUAGAGCGUUAUGUGAGAAAACUGACAAACCGUUAUCCUAAUGUAUAUUGUUGUACCGGGCCACUAUAUCUUCCAAAAAAAGAAGCUGAUGGAAAAACCUAUAUUAAAUAUGAAGUUAUAGGUGCAAAUUCUGUUGCUGUACCUACACAUUUUUACAAAGUUGUAGUUUGUGAGACAGCUGAUAGUAAUUUUGAAAUGGAGGCAUAUGUUAUGCCUAAUGCCGCAAUAGAUGACAAUGUACCGUUAGAAUCAUUUCAGGUGCCUCCAGAGUCCAUUGAAAAAGCUGCCGGUUUGUUGUUUUUUGAUAAAGUUUCUCAUAACAGACUAGUCAGAAUAAACCAUAAAAAAUUAAGAUAACAUUUUUCAAUUAAUCAAUAGUGCG